This is a messenger RNA of Folsomia candida, 1680 nucleotides long. RefSeq names its product location of vulva defective 1. Bases 102 to 1571 code for a protein of 489 amino acids. The transcript has 9 exons. The record is from RefSeq and is a predicted model, not a curated record. Lineage: Eukaryota; Metazoa; Arthropoda; Collembola; Entomobryomorpha; Isotomidae.
AGGUGUGCGUGAUCACUGUCGGGCUCACUUUUGUCGCGACGAGGAGAUUAUUGAUUAUUGGCAAUUUUUUGCAAAUUUUGAUAGCUCCAAGAAAAUUAAAAAUGAAUUCCAUAACUGUGGCGUCCCUGGUACUACUCCUGGUCGGAGUUAGUGCUGGACAAAAUUGUGGUUUUGAGGGACACGUUGGCCUUACGACGAUUGAACUACCUCCCGUGGCAGAGGGUACGGGUACCAAUGAGACAAUUGGUACGUUCCAACUUUACGACACGACGUCUACGGCAACGGUGUCCAAUGCGUUCAACAAGUACUUGGGGGCCUUACGGUACUCGAAUGGCGUCUACGUUCUCUACGUAACGGACCUCUUUUCGAGUUUUGUGACUGUCGAAAGAGUCCAAGAAAUCCGGAGGACGGUGAGUUUGACGUGCAGCGAUUCUACAAAUGUUCGAGUAACUUUUGUCAUCCCAGUUCCAGACGUGAAUAAUCAUGCUCCAGCCUUUUCCCAAGACGAGUAUGACGUCUCUGUCUUCCUUCCUCUGAUCCCAAGCGGAGAUUUCACCGUGGUCAAGACCGGCAUCGUGGUUACCGAUAAGGACGUGGAAUUUGCAAAUGCUGACGUUUUCAUUACUUCAAGUUCACGACAUUUUACUGUCCGCUCGACCCUUUUGGAAAGUCCGGCGUCGUUCGACUACCAAGUCGAGUUUCUAGUGGACAACAACCUCGAAGAAGGAAUCUACACCGCACUUCUGACCGCGGAUGAUGGGACCCACAUUUCCACCUCGACCGCCACCAUUACGGUCCACCCACCAGGCACGCCGGAACCUGAGCCCAGUGAACCUCCAACCACCCUCGAACCAGAAACGGAUCCCCCAACCACUGCAGAACCUGAACCAACUACCGCCGAGCCAGAACCAACUACUGAAGAGCCAACUACGGAGGAACCAACUACAGAGGAACCAACUACCGAGGAGCCAACUACUGAAGAACCAACUACUACGCCCGAACCCGAACCAGAGACAACUACUGAAGAGAUACCGGAAGUUGAGCCAACCCACGAUCCAAUUACUACGACAGAAGAACCAGAACCAACUACGGAAGAACCAACUACCGAGGAGCCAACUACCGAAGAACCAACUACUGAAGUACCAACAACGGUUGGUCCUUCUCAACCUUGCGGCAUCGUUGGGAUCGAUUCUGACACCACUGUCACCCUCGCUGAACCCCUCCUCCCCACUUUACCCCCAAGCACUGAAGUUUGGAGAGGAUCUCUGUUCAACGUAAACUACACGACGGCGUCGUCCCACGCGCAUAACAAGUACAUCUCUGCGCUCCGAUCGGGCACGAAUUACUGGUUCCAGGUGACUGCAGAAUACCCCAAAUUUUUGGAGGAACAAGCCACCAACAUUCUUCAGAGAAGGGUCAACUUCUACUGCAACGGGGGCGACGUGGUCCAGUACCAAUUUGGGCUCGAGGUCUUCACCGGACCGGAAGUAGAACCGACCGAUGCUGCGGCCCCGUUUGUGAUUGCGGAUGAACAAGUCAGCAUCGUCCGAGGGGGACGACUCUUCUUGUAGGAAAUUUAUUUUAUUAUGAUAAUACUUAUGAUUUAAUGUUUUUAGAUGAUUAAAUUUUCGGAAAUGUUGAAAUAAAAUUAAAAUUUUAGACGUUUAUUGCAUUCAAAAA